This is a messenger RNA of Lacerta agilis (Sand lizard), 2113 nucleotides long. RefSeq names its product hydroperoxide isomerase ALOXE3-like. Lineage: Eukaryota; Metazoa; Chordata; Lepidosauria; Squamata; Lacertidae. Gene Ontology annotation, biological process: lipid oxidation; linoleic acid metabolic process. Gene Ontology annotation, molecular function: iron ion binding; oxidoreductase activity, acting on single donors with incorporation of molecular oxygen, incorporation of two atoms of oxygen; protein binding. The record is from RefSeq and is a predicted model, not a curated record.
AACCUCGCUGGCUUUCAUCAAGGUUUCUGGAAAAGUCCCGCAGCUGCAGCCCCCAUGGCUACUACCUACAAAAUCCGGGUCGCCACAGGCCACUACCUGUGUGCGGGGACCAUGGAUUCCAUCUCCAUCACCUUGGUGGGAUCUCGAGGGGAGAGCCCCAAAUCCCAGCUGGAUAAUUGCGGCAAAGACUUUUCACCCGGAGAGGUGGGUGAAUAUGUGGUCCAAAGUGAGCAGGACUUGGGCCCCAUCCUGUUGGUCCGGCUCCACAAGGAGAAGUACAGCACCUUCCCCCAGACAAACUGGAACUGCAGCUACGUUGAAGUGGACGCCCCCCAGGGGGAGAUAUAUCGUUUCCCUUGCUACCAGUGGCUUCUGGGGUACCAGACCCUCGAGCUCAGAGAAGGGGCAGCCAAAACCGUUUGCAUGGACAAGGAGAACCAGAUGCUCUUACAACAUCGGAGAGAUGAGCUGCGGGCGAAGCAAGAGGCCUACAGAUAUAAAGAAUAUCAGCCAGGCUGGCCCCAUUGCCUAGAUGUUGACUGCGUUGACAAUUUGCAUCCGAAUGAUCAGUAUUCCUGCAGCCGAUACAGUGCCUUCCGGGUGCAAAUGGUGGCGUCAGAAGUUGAGUUGAAACUGAAAGGUUUGCUGGAUUGUAAGAAUUCUUGGCGGAAGCUGGAUGAUGUGAGAAGGGCUUUUUGGUUUUAUCGAUCCCCUGUUUCAGAAUACGUCAGCAUGCACUGGGAUGAAGAUGCUUUCUUUGGGUACCAGUAUCUCAACGGAGUGAAUCCUGUCGUCAUCCGGCGCUGCACCGAGAUCCCAGGCAAUUUCCCCGUCACACAUGAGAUGGUUGCCAAAUCCUUGGAGGAGCACACCACCCUGGAGGAGGAGCUGAAGAAGGGCACCAUCUUCCUCAUCGACUGCCAGAUUCUGGAAGGCGUUCCGGCCGCCAAGCUGAACGGUUCCCUGCAGCAUAUCUCUGCUCCUCUCUGCCUCCUGCACUCGACUCCCCUGGGGGAGAUGAUCCCCAUUGCCAUCCAGCUCACCCAGCAACCCGGACCAGAGAGCCCCAUCUUCUUGCCCACCGAUUCGGAGUGGGACUGGUGUCUGGCAAAGCUCUGGGUGCGAAACAGCAGUUUCCACAUCCACGAGGUGCUCACCCACCUGCUUCACACGCACCGUGGGGAAGUCUUCCUGCUGGCCACCCUGCGGCAACUGCCCAUGUGCCACCCCGGUGCACAACUGUUAAUCCCACACUUCAGAUAUACGCUCCAUAUCAACGUCCUCGGCAGGGGGAACCUCUUUGCUCCAGGUGGCCUCAUAGACCUGGCCAUGGCCACAGGCUUCCACGGUCUGUCACACCUGCUGGCUAAAGGUCUUUCGGCGCUGACAUAUUCCACCCUCUGCCUCCCUGACGACCUCCGGGAGAGGGGGCUUGAGUCGCUCCCUGGCUACUACUACAAGGAGGACGGCAUGAAGCUCUGGGAAGCCAUUGAGAGCUUCGUGAACAGCAUUGUCCAUCUCUACUAUAAAAGUGACGGUUCUGUCAAGGAGGACCCUGAGCUCCAGGCCUGGGUGGCUGAGAUUUUUGACAAGUGCCUUUUCCAGCAAGAGUCCUCUGGCUUCCCUGAGCAUCUAGAAACCAUGGCCCAGCUCACCAAAUACCUCACCAUGGUAAUAUUCACCUGCUCCAUCCGCCAUGCCAGCGUCAACAAUGGCCAGUUUGACUUUGGUGCCUGGAUGCCCAAUUACCCCUCCUCCAUGAGGAAGCCACCCCCAAAAAUCAAGGGCGGGGCGACUUUCGAGAGCGUCCUGGAGACUUUGCCGGAUGUCAGCACGACCUGUAACACUUUGCUACUCCUUUGGCUGCUUAGCAAGGAACCGGAGGAUAAGAGACCGCUGGGGUGCUACCCUGAUGAACAUUUCACAGAAGAGGAGCCAAAGGAGGUCAUUGCAGCUUUCCAGAACCGCCUGGCCCAGAUCUCCAUGGAAAUUGAGGAGCGGAACCGGAGGCUGCCUCUGCCAUACCACUACCUAAACCCCCCAGAAGUAGAAAACAGCACGUCCAUCUAAGCACAGCUGUCUCCCAGCCUGCUCUGCAAAAAAAAGGCAUCUU